AUGCCAACAUUCGCACCUUCAAUAUACACUCUUCCUUCUACACCUUUACCCUCCAACUCUCACCCAACAGCUACACUAUACGAGCAACUUGAUACUGAAUCAGUCAUCUCAUCACUCUUCACAGUCUUAUCUCCUCCUUCAGAUGCGACCAGUAUCAGCACCGAUUCCGAUAAUGUACCUACUACUUUACGGAAGAAUGAACAUACACAGUUCCUAGCUAGUACGUUUUUCAAAUUACCAGGUAAAUUCGUCAGUCUAGAUGCUAGCAGACCCUGGUUGGUAUUUUGGAGCGUGCACUCUUUAGACAUACUAGGCGUGGCUCUUGAUCAGAACACCAAAGAUCGAGUGGUAUCUACGUUACUUAAAUUCCUGUCACCACAAGGUGGAUUCGCAGGUGGACCAUCAAAUUCUCAACUACCCCAUCUACUGCCCACAUAUGCUAGUGUGUGUUCACUUGCUAUCACAGGUAAUUCAGGUUCAGGAGGAGGUUGGGAAGAAUUGAAAAAGUCAAGACAAGCUAUAUACGACUUCUUUAUGGAUUGUAAGAACCCUGAUGGUGGGUUCGUCGUGUGUAAAGGUGGUGAAGUAGAUGUUAGGGGAACAUACUGUUUAUUGGUAGUUGCAACGUUACUAGAUAUCAUAACACCUGAAUUGAUAUAUAACGUUGAUAAAUUCAUAUCAUCUUGUCAAACUUAUGAAGGUGGAUUCGCAUGUUCACAAUUCUCAUUUCCUUCGUCAUCUUCAAUCUCUUCUACCUCAACAAAUAAUGCCGAAAUCGAUACCGACAAAUCAUUUGUUAGAGCUUCCAUGGCUGAAGCACAUGGUGGAUAUACGUCAUGUUCACUAAAUUCACAUUUCCUAUUAUCGUCCAUCCCAUUACCCAACACACCGAAGUUUCCUGAACCUAUAGAUGCGUAUGCGGCGUUGAGAUGGAGCGUAUUACAACAAGGUGAAGCUAUUGAAGGUGGUGGUUUUAGAGGUAGAUCAAAUAAAUUAGUAGAUGGUUGUUAUUCUUGGUGGGUAGGCGGUACCAUACCGAUUUGUGAGGAACUAGUCAAACGUCAAAAGAAGUCGAGAUCGGAUUCCAGAUCACAAGGAAAUAAAAGUAGGAUACAGGCCGUGGUCGAGUCUGAAGAAGGAGAACAGACGGAAAAAGAGGAAGAUUGGAUUGACGAAAUUCCUUCUCCACCACUGUUCAACAGAGUCGCUUUACAAGAAUUUACUCUGAUAGCAGCCCAACAGGAAGCAGGAGGAAGUGGUGGAUUGCGAGAUAAACCUGGAAAACGACCAGACCAAUACCACACAUGUAAUAACCUUUCUGGACUAUCAAUAGCACAACAUCAAAUGCGACAUUCGACAUCAAUCGUAUCAUCUAACAAAGAGAAAUUUGAUACAUCCAAAGGAUUACCAGCGGUCAAGACUAGGUCAACACGAGGUGGAUGGAGCAGUGAAGAAGAAAGACAAAAUGCGCGCAAAGAAAUAUGGGCCAACGCCCUGGGAUGGGUAGAGGAUGAAAACGCUGAAAUGGUUGUCGGUGGUAAAGAGAAUAGAGUUAACACCACCACACCGGUGUUCAACAUCCUUGGCUUAAGACUGAAACCUUUUAUCAAUUACUUUUACUGUCAAGACGAGUCAACGUAG
Messenger RNA from Kwoniella shivajii, 1641 nucleotides. RefSeq lists its product as uncharacterized. The record is from RefSeq and is a predicted model, not a curated record. Gene Ontology annotation, biological process: protein farnesylation. The transcript is spliced from 7 exons. Gene Ontology annotation, molecular function: protein farnesyltransferase activity. Bases 1 to 1641 code for a protein of 546 amino acids. Gene Ontology annotation, cellular component: protein farnesyltransferase complex. Lineage: Eukaryota; Fungi; Basidiomycota; Tremellomycetes; Tremellales; Cryptococcaceae.